This is a messenger RNA of Cryphonectria parasitica EP155, 918 nucleotides long. Its product is annotated as Phosphoenolpyruvate/pyruvate domain-containing protein. The transcript has 3 exons. Lineage: Eukaryota; Fungi; Ascomycota; Sordariomycetes; Diaporthales; Cryphonectriaceae. Gene Ontology annotation, molecular function: catalytic activity. The record is from RefSeq and is a predicted model, not a curated record. Bases 1 to 918 code for a protein of 305 amino acids.
AUGGUCAACAAGGCAGCUGCCAAGCUCCGCGCCCAGCUCGCAGACGAGAACAAGCUGAUUGUGUGCCCUGGCGUGCAAGACGGUCUCUCUGCAAGAGUAUGCCUGGACGAAGGGUUCGAGAAUCUGUACAUGACCGGUGCAGGCACAGCCAUCUCCGUCCUAGGCAUGCCCGACCUCGGCAUCGCAACAGCCGACGACAUGGUCCGCAACGCCGCCAUGAUCGCCAGCCUGGACCGUAACGUCCCCGUCAUCGCAGACGCAGACACAGGCUACGGCGGGCCCGUCAUGGUCGCCAGGACAGUCGAGCGCUACAUCCAAGCCGGCGUAGCAGCCCUCCACAUAGAAGACCAAGCCACGACCAAGCGCUGCGGCCACCUGAUGGGCAAAGAGCUCGUCGACGAGACCACCUACACUGCCCGCAUCCGCGCCGCCCACGCCGCCCGCCAGGCCGCCGCCGACGACAUCGUCCUCAUCGCCCGCACCGACGCCCUGCAGUCCCUGGGCUACGAAGCCGCCCUCCACCGCCUCCGCCUGGCCGUGCAGGCCGGCGCCGACGUUGUGUUCCUGGAGGGCAUGCGCACCCUGGACCAGGUGCGCGACAGCGUGCGCGCUCUGGCCCCGACGCCGUGUCUGCUGAACAUGGUCGCUGGUGGCGUGACGCCCUUGGUCUCGGCCGAGGAGGCGCGGGCGAUGGGCUACCGGAUUGUCAUCUGGCCGUGUUUUUCCAUGACUGCCGCCAUCCUUGCCUAUCGGGAGACGGCCAAGGAGCUUCGGAGCACGGGCAUGGUGGCGGAGAGGAAGGACGAGAAGGGGAACGUGAGGGGUGGUGUGAGGGAGUGUUUUGAGGUGUGUGGGCUGAACAAGUAUGCUGCCUUUGACAAGGAGAUGGGAGGUCAGGCUUUUGCCAACGGGGUCUAG